This is a messenger RNA of Mugil cephalus (flathead mullet), 1930 nucleotides long. It is a transcript of the gene hnrnpaba, whose product is annotated as heterogeneous nuclear ribonucleoprotein A/Ba. The transcript has 9 exons. Gene Ontology annotation, molecular function: RNA binding. The record is from RefSeq and is a predicted model, not a curated record. Gene Ontology annotation, biological process: regulation of gene expression. NCBI's taxonomy places the organism in Eukaryota, Metazoa, Chordata, Actinopteri, Mugiliformes, Mugilidae. Gene Ontology annotation, cellular component: nucleoplasm. Bases 172 to 1179 code for a protein of 335 amino acids.
AUGGUCAGCGCUGCGAGUGACGUCAGCGGCCGUCCAAUCAGACGGCUCCUUCACAGAAAUGUCGUUUUUUUCCGCCGGUUCUAGAAAACCAACCACGAGUUGUCGUCGUGUGGGAGAAUCCAUCUUGAAGAGAGCUCUCCGGUUGUGUGACCAGUGCAGCAGUAGUACAAAAUGUCCGAGGCAGAGCAGCAGUACAUGGAGACGUCGGAAAACGGCCACGAAGUCGACGAUGAUUUUAACGGAGCCGGCCUCACCGAGGAGGGGAACGACGACAGCGCCGUGAACGACUGCGGGGACGGAGACGGGGACGGGGACGGAGCUGGGCCCGACGGCGACGAGGAUUCGCAAAACGGAGGCACGGAGGGCGGACAGAUCGACGCCAGCAAAGGAGAGGAGGAUGCCGGGAAAAUGUUCGUCGGUGGUCUCAGCUGGGACACGAGCAAGAAGGAUCUGAAGGAUUACUUCUCCAAAUUUGGCGAGGUGACGGACUGCACCAUCAAGAUGGACCAGCAGACGGGCCGGUCAAGAGGUUUCGGCUUCAUCCUGUUCAAAGAUGCGGCCAGCGUAGACAAGGUUCUUGAACAGAAAGAGCACAGGCUAGAUGGUCGACAGAUUGACCCAAAGAAAGCCAUGGCAAUGAAGAAGGACCCGGUCAAGAAAAUCUUCGUGGGCGGCCUUAACCCCGACACUUCGAAAGAGGUCAUUCAGGAGUACUUCGGGACCUAUGGAGAGAUCGAGACCAUUGAGCUUCCACAAGACCCAAAGACAGAGAAGAGGAGGGGAUUCGUAUUCAUCACGUAUAAAGACGAGGCUCCAGUCAAGAAGGUCAUGGAGAAGAAGUACCACAACGUCGGCGGAAGCAAGUGUGAAAUCAAAAUAGCCCAGCCCAAAGAGGUCUACCUGCAGCAGCAGUACGGCGCCCGCGGAUACGGAGUACGGGGCAGGGGUCGUGGAGGCCAGGGCCAAAACUGGAAUCAAGGCUACAACAACUACUGGAACCAGGGAUACAACCAGAACUAUGGUUAUGGACAACAAGGCUACGGAUAUGGCGGCUAUGGAAACUAUGACUACUCUGGUUAUUACGGCUAUGGGGGUGGCUACGAUUACAACCAGGGCAAUACAAGCUAUGGGAAAACUCCAAGACGUGGAGGCCACCAGAGUAGCUACAAGCCAUACUGAUCACACAUAGUGCAGGUCUAAAGUAAAUAAGAAAAAGAGAUCCAUGGUCUGACCACAGCGAACAUGGGCUCUGGCUUUUCCUUUGGAGUUGGCAGAAAUUUGGACUCAUGCUCCAUUUGUACAGAUCAAGUGAGGAACUGGGGAAGCAAAUGUCACUUUUCCACUUUUUAUUUUAUAUUGUUUUGUGUCCAUUUACAUUUCCAGUGAUGGAAGUGUUAUUUUUACUGUACUUUUUGGUACCUUUUUGAAUCUAAUGUAUUGUAUGGUUGUAUUUUUACAUGUCUACUGGAUUUACAGAUGAGCAGGAGCAAGAGCUUUUAAAGCUCAUAAAUAAAACAAUUUUUCUUUUUUUUUUUUUUUUUUUUUUUUUUCCUUUUGGUGUUUCUAGAGUUUUAGUUUGUUUUAUCCUAUGCUGAGUGUUGGAUGCGAGUUGCAUGGCUUCAGAUGUGGGGUGAGGUAAAAUAAGGGAUUUAAACUAAUCAAAGGGUUCUUUGUAAGCGUGUCAAGUGAAUGUUUGCAGAUGGCCUUGUAGACGAAGACAACCAGCAUCUUUAUUUUAUUUUUAUUUUUUUUUGGCUUUUAAGGAGAUUCUCCCCCCCCCCAUCAUGUCUGCAAUUUUAAGUGGCUUUACUAGUGUUAUUCAACUGAACGCAAGCCUGUUAAUGUAAGAGGGUACUCCCUCUCUCACUGGAAACUCAUUCCUCUAGUGUCUUGGGCAAAUUGAUAGAAAUAAAAAUUUUGGUUUAUAUUA